Penicillium roqueforti is the source of this 1674-nucleotide messenger RNA. It is a transcript of the gene gmdB, whose product is annotated as general amidase GmdB. The transcript is spliced from 5 exons. The record is from RefSeq and is a predicted model, not a curated record. NCBI's taxonomy places the organism in Eukaryota, Fungi, Ascomycota, Eurotiomycetes, Eurotiales, Aspergillaceae. The coding region runs from base 1 to 1674 and encodes 557 amino acids.
AUGACAUCCAAAGCACACCCCAGCAGCUGGCAAAUCCUCGUCGCUGCCAAACACCAUGAAUGCGAGCAAAAAAUUCCCCGAGACUGGCUUCUCAGCGCAGACCAGCUGGCGCUCGCGCAGGAAACUCCUCGUCUACUAGAUAUUGAUCUUCCUCGUCGCAGUAAUCUGCUCUCGGAUAUCGAAUUAGAGUUGACAGAAAGUUAUACCGCAAUUCAGCUGUUGGACAGGCUGGCAUCGGGGCACAUCAGUUCGUUAGCUGUCACAACGGCAUUUUGUAAGCGGGCUGCUAUUGCGCAGCAGGUUACCUCGUGUCUCACAGAGACCUUCUUCCCCGAGGCGCUAGAGCGCGCCAAGUACCUGGAUCAGUACCUCCAGCGGGAGGGAAAGCCCGUUGGUGCGCUACAUGGCCUGCCCAUCAGCAUCAAAGACAGUUUCUGCGUCGAAGGUGUGCAGUCAACCAUAGGAUAUGUCGCAUUUCUCGAGAAUGAGCCCGCGAAGACGAACUCCGCGCUAGUGGAGAUGCUGCUACAGCUUGGCGCGGUGUUAUACGUGAAGACGAACAUCCCACAGACAAUGAUGACAGCAGACUCGGAGAAUAACAUCUUCGGCCGCACCCUUAAUCCACACAAGACAACCCUAACAGCGGGCGGAUCUAGCGGCGGCGAGGGUGCACUAAUAGCAUUCCGGGGGUCAAUUCUGGGCGUGGGGACUGACAUCGGUGGCUCGAUUCGCAUUCCCGCGCUAUGCUGCGGUGUAUACGGCUUUAAGCCAACAAGCAACCGUAUACCCUACGGCGGACAGGUCUCCGGCGCCGUACAGGGGAUUCCAAACUUGAUUCCAGCUGCAGGUCCUCUGGCACAUAACAUCGCCGAUAUCAAGCUGCUGAUUGGUUCCAUCGUCGCUGAUGGCCAGGCGUGGAAGUAUGACUCUGCUGCCGUUGGAGUCCCGUGGCAAACCAUCCCGCCUGGUAUCAACGCCAGCAAAAGCUUGACCAUCGGCAUGCUUGCUGAGGAUAAGCAUUUCCCGCUUCAUCCGCCUGUAAAGAGGGCUCUAAAUCAGGCGUUUGAGGCCUUGACGCGCACAGGACAUCAUGUCGUCCGAAUUGGUGGUGACGAUGAAGCACAGAGUUUGGCAUAUGCGUCACGUGUUGCGUUUCAGUAUUUCAACUACGGCCCGCACAAGGAUCUUGUUUCGGCCAGUGGGGAGCCCGUUGUGACUUCGGUUGCUAAGACUGCGGGACCGAUGUCCUCUGGCCCGUUCCCUGCUCAGCAAGGUCUAGGACCGUUUGAGACUAUACAGGCGUUGCAUGUGGCUCGCCAACGGAUUCAUGAUGUUUGGAGACAGACAUGGGUGGACCAGAAGCUUGAUGUGAUUCUGGCUCCUGGAGCUCAGAGCACAGCUGUGAGCCAUGAUACGUAUGGAUGGCCUGCUUAUACGGUGAUAUGGAACGUCUUGGAUUAUCCCGCAUGCAUUAUUCCAUUUGGAAAAGCGUCCAAAGAGCUUGAUCCCGAUCCUAUGACAACAAGUAACGAUGCGCAACCAGACUAUCACCCCGAUGAGGUAGAUGGCGCCCCAUGCGCUAUCCAGGUCAUUACGCCGCGCUUCCAAGAUGAGAAGUGCCUGUGGGCGGCGGAUAUCAUUGACCGUGUAUUGGCCGUUCAUGGCAAGGAAUAA